UGAUACUCCCACUUAGCACGAGCUUCGUUUUGAAUCAUGUCUCUACCUAAUUAAGCCACUUGAAGACUUGGAGUCUGAGCCAAUCCCAGACCCUAUAAAAACGCAGCACCCAGCACCCAACUCUUCCCUCCUCCUCCCUCCCCAGCUCCCACUCUGCUCUCAUCUCAUCCUCUUCCACAGAGAACCGACGAGGAAAAUGCCGCGCCACCUGCUGCAGCAGUCCGUCGACCGCCUCGCCGCGCUGGCCGCGCCUCCGGCGGCCGCCAUGGCUGGCGGCGGGACGAGCGUGCACACGGACACGCUGCUCAUCCUGGCGUCGGUACUCUGCUUCCUGCUCUGCGUGGUCGGGCUGGCCAUGGUGGCCCGCUGCUCCCGGCUGUGCAACCCCUCCGCCUUCUCCGUCGACGCGCCGGGGGCAGCCGCGGCGCCGUGCAAGGGGAUCAAGAAGAAGGCGCUGCAGUCGCUGCCCACCGUGUCGUGGCGGCCGGAGCAGAGGAAGGAGGUGGACGAGGAGGAGGGGGAGCGGCCGGAGUGCGCCAUCUGCCUGGCGGAGUUUGCGCCCGGCGACGAGGUGCGCGUGCUCCCGACCUGCGGCCACGGCUUCCACGCCGCCUGCGUCGACGUGUGGCUACUGUCCAACUCCACCUGCCCCUCCUGCCGCCGCGCCCUUGUCGUCGCGGCAGCCCAAUCGCCAGCGGCCACCGAGUCCCCCCCACCUCAAACCUGCUGCGAGCGCGCCGUGGCCGUCGCGGCUGCGCAGGCCUCGGUCGCGGGCCGCUGUCGUUCGUCGGCGCAGUAGCCGGUCCACCUCUGCCCUUUGUUAGUACCAUAUAUGGUAUGCUCGCAACGUACAUAUACGGCAUACGCAUGUAUAAAUACGAAGGUCGCUCACGUACGUACAUACGUACAAAAUGCAACGUGUACAGCGUGCGAUGAUGCAUGACUUGGUUACCGUGUGUAACGUUUUCGUCCAUGUGUAAAUACUUGUACAUCACCUUCAGUUAACUAACUAUGAGGGGUUUUACGGUCUCUAA
Hordeum vulgare subsp. vulgare (domesticated barley) is the source of this 1034-nucleotide messenger RNA. Its product is annotated as probable E3 ubiquitin-protein ligase ATL44. The transcript has a single exon. Bases 197 to 799 code for a protein of 200 amino acids. The record is from RefSeq and is a predicted model, not a curated record. Lineage: Eukaryota; Viridiplantae; Streptophyta; Magnoliopsida; Poales; Poaceae.